UCAGGAAAUCAUGAACGUGCUUGGAAUGAUCCACCAAAAUUUGCUUUCAAUGCUAGUACUGCUGGCACAUCAGGAAGCUUAGGUGGCAGGCGCCGUUUGUUGAAUAAGAGAGUUCCUGUACCAAUUGGCCCAGCAGGCAAUGCUACUCCACCCCUUCCUGUUUUGAAACCAAGUGACAUCCCACCCACCACAGGAAGUGCUCCAGCUAGGCCACCUACAGUUGCUGCUCCAACAGCUCAGCCACGUGUUAACAGUCUUCAUGACACUAAAACUAAAACUUUGGUGGACACACUAACAAAGGAAGUAGACAUUGGCAAAAGUCCUGAGGAAAUUCUAGGGCAAGUGGAGUUAGCACUGAAUAAUUCUCUUCAGAACAUUUCUGUUGAACUGAAGCAUAAUAUUCGGGAUGAAAUCAGCAAGCGAAUUCAUAUGAUGAGAAUGAUGUGGCUUGAUGGUAAACUCAACGUAGUGGUUCAGAAGCGGAUGCUGUCCCUUGCUGAAGCAAAAUUUUACCCCGGGUUUCAUACCUCCACUCAGAAAUUGUCCAUAUCAGAUGCGUCCGCCCACCCAGGAUAUGCCGCUCACACAUACGUGACAGUCUGCCUCUGUCACUUGUUGACGCUAAACCAACAGGAAUAUGAAACUGCUUGGAGUUUGCAUCAGGGUCUCAUUGUAGAUUACACAAGUCUAUGUACUCCUUGGAUGGUUGGUAUCAAGACAUUAAUAUCUGAGUGCCGUAACCAAUCAAACUGUAAAACAAAAAGUGUGUUAAAUAGUACUGUACUAAAUAAAAAUGAUGAAAAGUUCAAGAAAAAUAAAUGUGAACUAGAAGUAAAUUCUGAAAUGGCUAUUAGAGACAUAUCAAUCAGUGAGGAAGAAAGUAGUGUAGAGAGAAAGUGUGAGGAUGGUGCCAUUACAUGUCACAGUGUAUCCGACUGUAGUAACAAUACUCAAAACACCUGAGAAAAAUAAUUGGGAUAUUGGAUUAGAUCAGUGAUGUUUUGAGGUGGGUCUUACUGUGGCAUACUUUCAUGGAGAAUCCAAGUUAAAUGUUUGUUUCAAUACCUUUGGCUACUCUGUUUCACUUGUUUUGUGUGUUGUACAUACAUGGAGAGUGCCUCUUCCUUUAACUCUGUGUACAUAUUACAAUACACUACAUAUUUAUCAUUACAGAUUGCUGUUUUAUCUUGGCAUAUCUUUUGUAGGCCAUUUUAAUGGGUGCAGUUUUUUUAUAACUUUAAAAAAAAGUUUUAUUUUUUAAAUUUUAAUGUUUCAUUGCUUGUCCCUAAAGAUAUAGGGACAAGUAAUAAAAUUGAUACCUUAGGUCAGAGGGUCCAAAAUUUUGAGAGUAUGAAGUCUUUUAAGCUUCCAAAUAUUCAGCAGACUUCCAUAUGUUAAAUCCUUAUUCCUGUUAUUAUAGUCACACACAGUUAAUGCUAUAGUAUGAAAAAAUACCAUACUAUUUACUUAAUGGUUUUCCACCUGUAUGUGCAUUGAAAAAAAAAAAAUAUUUUA
Molecule: messenger RNA, 1515 nt
Organism: Cherax quadricarinatus
Lineage: Eukaryota; Metazoa; Arthropoda; Malacostraca; Decapoda; Parastacidae
Source: RefSeq, a predicted model, not a curated record